Molecule: messenger RNA, 4248 nt
Organism: Diceros bicornis minor
Lineage: Eukaryota; Metazoa; Chordata; Mammalia; Perissodactyla; Rhinocerotidae
Gene: ARHGAP27
Product: Rho GTPase activating protein 27
Exons: 17
Coding region: 104-2701 (865 amino acids)
Biological process (GO): signal transduction; regulation of GTPase activity
Cellular component (GO): cytoplasm
Molecular function (GO): protein binding
Source: RefSeq, a predicted model, not a curated record
GAAGAGAUGGCGGUGGCCUAACCUACAUCUAUCCGCCGGCUCCGCCGAUCCAGCCCAUGGGCUCCCCGACGCCCGCCCUGCCAACGGAAACGCGGCGGCCGCGAUGGCGGCGGACGUCGAGGGGGACGUGUACGUGCUGGUGGAGCAUCCCUUCGAGUACACGGGCAAGGACGGGCGCCGCGUCGCCAUCCAGCCCAAUGAGCGCUACCGGCUGCUCCGCCGCAGCACGGAGCACUGGUGGCACGUCCGGCGCGAGCCCGGCGGCCGCCCCUUCUACCUUCCCGCACAGUACGUGCGCGAACUGCCGGCGAUCGGAGACCCUGCGGCCGCCCCGCCGCCCGCGCCACACUCGGGCCCCGCAGCCCCCGAGCCGCUCGCCUACGACUACCGUUUCGUUAGCGCGUCGACGCCCGCGGGCCCCGACAGCGCGCCCGCUGAGCCCCGGGGACGCGUGAGCUCCCUGUGCGGCCCUGAGCGGCGCGGCGCAGCGACCCAGCGCAGCAGCCUGGCGACCGGCCUGCCCGCCUGCCUGUACACGCGGCCCGCGGCGCCCGUGCGGCCCGCGCAGUCCCUGGACGACCUGGCGCGCGCCGCCGCCGCGCCCCCUGCCGGCCUCCUCGGGAGCGCGGGCAGCUUCAAGGCCUGCAGCGUGGCGGGCUCCUGGGUGUGCCCGCGGCCCCUCGCGCGCAGCGACUCCGAGAACGUCUACGAGGCCAUCCAGGACGUGCGCGGCCCGCCGCGGGAGGAGCGUCCGGAGCAGGUGGACGAGCCCCCGGAGCCCGUGUACGCCAACGUAGAGAGACAGCCUUCGGUCACUUCACCGGGCCCGGCCGCGGCCCCCGGCCCUGGCCCGGCGUGGGAGACGCACACGGACGCGGACACCGGGCGCCCCUACUACUACAACCCAGAUACGGGCGUCACCACCUGGGAGUCGCCCUUCGAGGCUGCCGAGGGUGCCGCCAGCCCGGCCACCUCCCCGGCCUCGGUGAGCAGCCGCGAGAGCCUCGAGACCGAGUGGGGCCAGUACUGGGAUGAGGAGAGCCGCAGAGUGUUCUUCUACAACCCGCUGACGGGAGAGACGGCCUGGGAGGACGAGCCCGAGGACGAGGACGAGCCCGAGGACGAGCUGGAGAUGCAGCCGGGCCUGAGCCCCGCCAGCCCCAGGGACCAGAGGCCUCCCACUCCCGAGACUGACUACCCGGAGUCGCUGACUAGUUACCCCGAGGAGGACUAUUCCCCCGUGGGCUCCUUCAGUGAGCCCGCGCCCACCUCUCCCUUGGCCACGCCCCCCGGCUGGUCUUGCCACGUGGGCCUGGACGGGCAGACGCUCUACACCAACAACUUCACUCAAGAGCAGUGGGUGAGAUUGGAGGACCAACACGGGAAGCCCUACUUCUACAACCCAGAGGAUGCCUCCGUUCAGUGGGAGCUGCCCCAGGUCCCUGUCCCUGCCCCUCGAACCAUCCGCAAAUCCAGCCAAGACAGUGAGACCCCAGCUCAGGCCAGCCCUCCUGAGGAGAAGAUCAAAACCUUGGACAAGGCAGGCGUGCUCCAUCGCACCAAGAUGGUGGACAAGGGAAAGCGGCUCCGGAAGAAGCACUGGAGUGCCUCCUGGACGGUGCUGGAGGGCGGCGUCCUGACUUUCUUCAAGGACUCAAAGACCUCAGCUGCAGGCGGCCUGAGGCAGCCUUCCAAGCUCUCCACCCCUGAGUACACCGUGGAGCUGAAGGGAGCCUCUCUCGCCUGGGCCGCCAAAGACAAAUCCAGCAAGAAGAAUGUGCUGGAGCUGCGGAGCCGAGAUGGCUCAGAGUACCUGAUCCAGCAUGACUCCGAGGCCAUCAUCAGCGCCUGGCACAAGGCCAUCGCCCAGGGCAUCCAGGAGCUGUCCGCAGACCUGCCCCCGGAGGAGGAAAGCGAGAGCAGCAGCGUGGACUUCGGGUCCAGCGAGCGCCUGGGAAGCUGGCGGGAGGAUGAGGCACGGCCCGGUUCAGCCGCGCCCCACGCGGGCCUGGAGAGCGACCUGAGCAAGGUCCGGUACAAGCUCCGCAAGUUCCUCCUGAGGCGGCCCACGCUGCAGUCGCUGCGGGAGAAGGGCUACAUCAAAGACCAGGUGUUCGGCUGCGCGCUGGCCGCGCUGUGUGAGCGCGAGCGGAGCCAGGUGCCGCGCUUCGUGCAGCAGUGCAUCUUCGCCGUCGAGGCCCGGGGGCUGGACAUCGACGGGCUGUACCGCAUCAGUGGGAACCUGGCCACCAUCCAGAAGCUGCGCCAUAGGGUGGACCACGAUGAGCGUCUGGACCUGAACGACGGCCGCUGGGAGGAUGUCCACGUUAUCACCGGCGCCCUGAAGCUCUUCUUUCGAGAGCUGCCCGAGCCCCUUUUCCCCUUCUCGCACUUCCGCCAGUUCAUCGCGGCCAUCAAGCUGCAGGACCAGGCCCAGCGCAGCCGCUGCGUGCGGGACUUGGUGCGCUCGCUGCCCGCGCCCAAUCACGACACGCUGCGGGUGCUCUUCCGGCACCUGUGCCGGGUGAUCGAGCACGGCGAACAGAACCGCAUGUCGGUGCAGAGCGUGGCCAUCGUGUUCGGGCCCACGCUGCUGCGGCCGGAGACGGAGGAAACCAGCAUGCCCAUGACCAUGGUGUUCCAGAACCAGGUGGUGGAGCUCAUCCUGCAGCAGUGCUCAGACAUCUUCCCGCCGCACUGACCGCGGCCCUACCCCGCCCACGCUGCUGGCGCUGCGGCCCCGGGGCUGGGAGCGGCGGUGGUCCUGCCACAGAAGCUGGGCGGCUGGAGGCCGCGCGGCUGGACUCUUAUCUCCGAGACCCUUCGCCUGCUACGUCCGCAGGCGGGUGUGAAUUCUGCGCCCCUCGGUGCAGUAUGGUGACCCCUGAUGGGCAGUUCGCAAAAUGUGAUUUUUCUCCCUGGCCUGGUCUGUUUAGGGGUUGAUUGGGUUCUGUUCUUUAUUACAGCGCCACCUUCUGUGCGUGUGUGAGAACGUGGGAGGGUGAGAGUUGUCUUCUGGGACCGCCAGGCCGUGAGGAGGAUUUGGGGUGAGGGGCUUCGGGGCUUCUUCCGGCCUGCGCCUGGCUGAGGCCUUCACGGAGCCCCUUAGGGCCGCAGCCCUGUGCGUGGCACUGUUCAAGUCAUGAAGCAGCAACCCACAGCUUCCCUGCUGCCGAAACAGGACUGACCCCGGCCUGGGCAGCUGAACCUGCCGGGCCCUCUCACUGGCUGGCUGUGGACCAUUUUCAUCUGCCUUGCUGUCUGGGGUUCUGGGCCUCUGCUCUCCCUGAUCCACUUGUGUUCUGUGCAAGGGUUCUUCCUCUUCAAUAAUGUGUACCCUGCACCUGCCACUUGACAUGCACCAUUUCCACAUGCAGUCCCAUUUUACAGAUGAGGAAACUAAGGCUUUCAGGGGCAGAGUGACUUGUUCAGGGUCCAGUGGGUGAUUCUGACUCCCUAGCUCAGGCCCCUCUCACACCGGAGCACAGCCUACUGUGAGGGUGAAAUGGAUCCUGUUAGCUACCCCCAGACCCAGCGUGGGCUUAUGGGUACAGCAAAAGAAACUAAGCUGGGGGCUCUGUCUGGGCCUGAGGAGGUUCCUGAAAGCAAAGAGGAAACCUAUCACAACUGUUCUUUGGCGGGGGGCCCAGAGCACUGGCAGGAGCCCCCCAGCCCCUCUCAGUGCCCUGGCUGUCAAGUAUGCCCACCUGGUGCCCACCGUGCCAUGAAGAGCUGGGAGAGGCCUAGAGGGUGGGGAGAAGGAGGGCACAACCUCAGGAAAAGAAGUAUGAACCCUGGGGUCGGCAGCCCCCCUUCCCUGGUACACAAACCACCUCAGUUUAUGGGUCUCAGCCCCCUGGCCCACCCACCCAUCGUUUAUUCCACAAGCAAUAAUAGCUAAUAUUUAUUGGACAUUUGCACCACGCCAAGGCAUCUUACUUGGGCUAUCUCGUGUGUUUCUCACAGCCAAUAUUUAUUAUCUGCUCUUCUGUGCCAGGCACUGCGCCCUGGGGCAGGGCUACUGCGCACUGCCCCCCUCGGGGAGCUUACGGUCCGGUGGGUGAGGCUGACCCAGGCACCCCUAGUGCCAGUGGGGCUGGAAAGAGUACAAAUGGAGGCCUCACACCAUGUGUCGAAAUAUCGUAAAGUUAUAAAUCAAACUAACAAUGUUCAAUAAAAUACGUUCUAUUCUCCUAUUUCAGUAAAUAUACCUUCAUGCUGACCUGGAGGGCCAGGUUCUGAUGUAAA